GAUGAAAGAAUGAAGAUGCUGGGUAACUCUUGCAUAAGGGAUUUGGAGAGUAUUCUUGUUUUUCCUCCUCCACGCUCCUCAUCUUCUUGUUCAUCUUGCCUGUUCAUCUCAUUCCCUUCUUCUCUUCCCCCCGCAGAGCUGCCCACCUCGGAGCCCAAAAUCAGCGGCGUGCGGGAGAAGUACGUGAGCGGGCAGGUGCUGGAGGCGAACUGCACGGCCGGACGAUCCCACCCGGCGGCCACUCUCACCUGGCACGUCAACAACAAGGAGGUCCCGCGGAAGUACACGCACGCCUACGCCCCGAUGCUGCACAACGACCAGCUGGAGACCUCCAUCCUGGGCCUCAGACUGAUGCUUGAGGACUCCCACUUCACGGACGGCACCAUCCUGCUGCGCUGCACCGCCACCGUCGCCGCCCUGGACACGCGCUCCGACCAGGACUUCCUGCAGAUGGAGUCGCGCCAGAUGGAGCCUCUCGUGUUGGCGCAGAGGAACUCUCACGUGUAUGUGAACGGCUGCGGGGGCCUCGACGUGUGCUUCCUGCCCCUCCUGCUGGCGAGCUGCCUCGUGGUCGUCGCGGGUCGCUGGGCGGUGUUGGCGGCCUGACGCGGCAGCCUCGUCACGCUGGAAGACCUGUGGCCUCUGGUGGCAGCACCGAGCGGCCUGACACCUCCCGGCCCUCGGCUCCCACCCAACAUGACCAACCAUAUGUAGAGCCACAGCAACGCGGGGAACUGGGCGCCGACCAUCCUGAUCCUGAACUGCCGAGAUCUGUUGUUAAAAGUCCUGUUGCCAGGGACCAAACAUCCUGCCGCUGCCGCUCACCGUCGACUCAAGUGACGCUCUAACUCCUCUGCAGUGUUCCUGGAGGGUGUGGCCGCACGAACGAGACGUGGCCUGCACACGGAGUAGCAUUACAGAAACCGGGACUUGGAAAAGAGGUUGACAUCCGUAGAAAGCCAAGAGAGUGUGCCUGAGUACCGUGUUUAUGUCAUUUUUACGAAUGGGAAGGACCUCUUGAGUCAGGGCGAGGUGGUUCGAAUCUCGGUGUCGCCGUGUGAUGUCAGAAAGGGCAUCCGAUCUUAAGCCCCAGGCCACACACACCCCAAAACAGCGACCCCAUAAUGAUGAUGCUGGGUAAAACCUGUCAAGAGAAUGAAGAAGAAAGGAUCCCCAGCAGGGAGGUGCCGCCCCCCCGUGUGUGACCCGCGCCUGAAGAGCUCAAGGACGCCGCCUCCCUCUCUGCUGGGCGGUGGGUGGGCGGGGCGUGGGGAGGAUGUCAAGGUCAAGCCGCUAAACAAGAGCAGCAAAAACUGUUUAAUCUUGAAUAGCCAAAUCACGUUACCGAGUUAGUUUUCUCACUUUUAGACCUACUGCCUGAUCGUGAUAGAGCUAAAGAUAUAUAUUUAUUUAUCGAUAAUCAGUUGACUUGGCAGUUCUUGUUCCAUGUUGUGCCGAAGUGUCGCGGCGGCGGCCUGGGGGAGGGGAAGGGGGCGCCUCGCCCACGAUCCUUCCGCCAGACUGCUGCCGCGGGCGCUGCCUUCGUUAUGUAUGUGCAUCUGCGAGUGAGUUGUUUUUACGCUGUGAGCUUACGACAAGAUCACUAGUGUCGCGGAAGCAGCCGACGAGGCCAGGAGGCCGCCACCCGCUGCCCCGCCGCACGCUCCGCCGCGCCGGUGACCUUCCCCAGUGUCAACGCUGCGAUUCAUCUCCGCGUGAGUCUGUGGCAGUUUGUGUUGGUGUUGUCGUACAAGCGCGGGUCGUGGCGCCUCCAGGGCCUCGGGGAGAAGGCUCUCCCGGCAGCGUCAGGAGUACGUGCUCCCAGGAGUACCUAGAACACAUUUUCGUCGAGCAAACAUUACCGUGAUUGCUAAGUACUCCGUGACGCCAGAGUCGGGGUCGCGAGGUGUUGGUGUCGUGUCACGCCUCGGCCGCCGCCUCGCCGCCGCCGGGCAGCGCCGCGCCCCAACCAUCGGGCUGCCGCGAGUGCUUGUACACGCAGACUGUUUUUUAACCUUUAAGAAUUUGUAUGUUGCCGCCAACACGCAGUUACCGCUGUAUUGUAAUUCUUAGCUAGUGGUGAACCCUUACCCCCACCCCCCCAGGGGCGGCCCGGUGGAUGUGUGGGUCAGCCCCCCCCCCCCCCCCCCCUCACGCUGGCUGACGCUGUGACUAGCUACAUGUACAGAACCUGUAUGUUGAUAUGCCUGUGUACUUACACAACUAACCUCUAUGUAUCAAAGUACCCUACGUCGUUGGUUGUAGAUGACAAUGUAGUAAUAAUUAUGUAUUGCGAUUCAUAUCGUAUACGUAAAUAUACAUAUACAUAUACAUAUAUAUCUACAUAUUUCGUUAUUUACAUGUUUGAAAUGAAAAAGAGUCUACGUUGAUGUCCUCUGGCGGGCAGCACACAGCCCCGCCAUGGGCGCCGCUACCGCCGCCACAUGCCGCCUCGCAGGGGCCGAGCCCCGCGGCGCGGCGUGGGCGGCAGUGUCUCGCGGGGCAGUCUCGCGGGUGGACGUGCAUGGUGAGGGCAAGACACGCUUGAGCUACCUCAGGUCGGUGGUAAGGGACUCUUCCCUCAGGGUUUGGCAAUGCUUCGCAGCCACAGUAUUACCAGCGCCGCAGGAACAUGGCUGCUGCGGCUCACGCUCUCCUCAGCCUCGGCUCCGCUCGUCUCUCUCUUUGACAGCCGGGGAAGGAAUCUGUUGGCGAAACAAAGCAAACCUCUGGCACACACACACACACACACACACACUGAUCGAGAGGAGAGGAAGAGGGGACUCAGCAACAAGGAACGGUCGAUUCGUGUUGUAAAUGAAUACCAUAAAAUGUUGCAAAUUAAAGGAAACCAAAAUCU
Messenger RNA from Eriocheir sinensis (Chinese mitten crab), 2860 nucleotides. RefSeq lists its product as uncharacterized. Bases 10 to 606 code for a protein of 198 amino acids. Lineage: Eukaryota; Metazoa; Arthropoda; Malacostraca; Decapoda; Varunidae. The record is from RefSeq and is a predicted model, not a curated record. The transcript is spliced from 3 exons.